ACAAGACCAAAACCUUAAUUAACGAAAAGGAUAAACAAAAACCAAGAAAAAGAAACUUUCUCCUCCAUCAGAGUCACAGCACCAACAACAAUGGGCGAAGAAGAGGAAGAAGAGGAGACAACAGUAAAAGUAUCGAGUAACCAAGAAGAAGAGGCAUGGAACCUGAGGAAGCAAACCCAGAUAGUGGAAUUAUCAGAGAGACUCAUGAGUGGAGAUCUCAAAACCCAAAUAGAAGCAGCCAGAGACAUAAGGAAGCUCGUCAGGAAAUCAUCUGCAAAGACUCGCACCAAACUUGCAGCUGCUGGGGUUAUUCAGCCUCUCAUUUUUAUGCUUCUCUCUCCCAACUCUGAUGCCCGCCAUGCCUCUCUUCUUGCUCUCCUCAAUCUCGCUGUUAGAAAUGAACGAAAUAAGGUGAAGAUAGUGACAGCUGGUGCUGUCCCCCCGCUUGUGGAACUUCUCAAGUUGCAGAAUGGUAGUUUAAGGGAAUUAGCUGCUGCUUCCAUUUUGACACUGUCGGCUGCUGAACCUAACAAACCAAUCAUUGCAGCUUCUGGAGCUGCACCCCUUCUGGUUCAGAUCCUCAGCUCUGGGAGUGUUCAAGGGAAAGUUGAUGCUGUCACAGUCCUACACAACCUCUCGUCCUGCGCUGAGAAUAUAUAUCCUAUUGUGGAUGGUAAAGCGGUUUCCCCUCUCAUCAACCUCCUCAAAGAAUGCAAGAAAUAUUCCAAGUUUGCCGAGAAAGCUACAGCCCUGCUUGAAAUCCUCUCAAACUCUGAAGAAGGACGAAUUGCCAUCACAGACUCAGAUGGCGGGAUUUUAACGUUAGUAGAAACUGUUGAAGAUGGAUCACUUGUUAGUACAGAACAUGCUGUUGGAGCUUUGCUCUCUUUGUGCCAGAGCUGCCGAGAAAAGUAUCGGGAACUAAUUCUUAAAGAGGGUGCAAUCCCAGGUCUUCUGCGACUGACAGUGGAGGGUACCUCUAAAGCUCAAGAUAGAGCUCGUACUCUUUUAGACUUGCUCAGAGAUACACCUCAGGAGAAGAGAUUGUCAUCGUCAGUGUUGGAGAGAAUUGUCUACAACAUUGCUACACGAGUUGAUGGCUCAGAUAAAGCUGCUGAAACUGCCAAGAGGUUGCUACAAGACAUGGUUCAAAGAAGUAUGGAGCUCAGCAUGAACAGCAUCCAGCAUAGGGCCGCAUCAUGCACACCUUCAAAGAUUCCAUCUAAAUAAAUUGGUUCAAAUCGGAAAUUUGAAAGUAACACAGGUCAGAGUUUUAAUCUGAAUCUGUAUUUAGUUUGGCCAGUUAAAACUGUUGUGCCCAUCUUGUAUCGCCAUAGAAGAAAGUUGGAAUGAACAGAGUAAUACAGUGAGUUAGAAUUGACUAGGCUGAGCUACUAUUUUGAAGUGAAAUUGUGACCUCAACAGUGUGUUGUAUAUCGCGAGCAAGAUCAUGUAUAUAUGAAAAUCUCUUUCUUUCGA
Messenger RNA from Populus nigra (black poplar), 1479 nucleotides. Its product is annotated as U-box domain-containing protein 15. NCBI's taxonomy places the organism in Eukaryota, Viridiplantae, Streptophyta, Magnoliopsida, Malpighiales, Salicaceae. The record is from RefSeq and is a predicted model, not a curated record. Gene Ontology annotation, molecular function: protein binding. Bases 91 to 1230 code for a protein of 379 amino acids. The transcript is spliced from 2 exons. Gene Ontology annotation, cellular component: cytoplasm; nucleus.